Molecule: messenger RNA, 785 nt
Organism: Rubroshorea leprosula
Lineage: Eukaryota; Viridiplantae; Streptophyta; Magnoliopsida; Malvales; Dipterocarpaceae
Source: the annotation of a GenBank genome assembly
ACCGAUCUCACGAGUAGAGGUACCAAGUUGGCAACAAUCAGAGCAUGUAUCAAGGAAACCAGUCUUCUUUUGAACACAACAAGGCAUAUAGAAGAUGUCAGCCCAACAAGAGAGGGCAGAGACAAAGAACUGAUGCAUAUAACCAAAAAGACAACAAAGGGUUGGGUUAUGCUGAGAUACCUCCGCCCUCAGGCACCAUAAAUAUGAUUUUUGGCGGAAUGCAUUUAGGUGGUAAGAGUGCCUGUGGUCGCAAGGCUUAUACUUGUCAAGUAAUGACCAUGAAUAAGAAUAGACCCCUAAAACAGCCGUUUGAGGAAGUUGAAUGGGAAAAUGCAUUGAUCAUGUUGAGCCCUACAGAUUACAAAAGAUCGGAAGGAAAACCUGACAUUGUUAUGCCUUAUGCUGAUCCUUUUGUGGCUAUUGUCCACAUAGGUAACCACAACGUCAACAAGAUCUUCAUUGAUAUGGGCAGUUCUUUAGAUAUCAUAUAUUGGAGAUGCUUCCAAAAGAUGCAAUUGAACUCGGCUUCCCUCAAGAAAUAUGAAGGACCUAUAUACGGGUUUGAUAAUCAACUCGUCCCUGUUGAAGGAAUAGUCACACUCCCCAUCCAUAUGGGUACUGAGCCUCGGUUUAGGCUGGCAUCAAUGAGCUUCUUGGUGGUCAAAUGGAAUCGGCUUUCAAUGCCAUAAUUGGGAGGGCCACGUUUUGCGAGUUAAAGGCUAUCAUUUCACAGCCACAUCUAUGCAUGAAGUUCCUGACUCCCCAUGGGAUAAGAGUGCUUAAGG